This is a messenger RNA of Caenorhabditis auriculariae, 917 nucleotides long. The record is from the annotation of a GenBank genome assembly. Lineage: Eukaryota; Metazoa; Nematoda; Chromadorea; Rhabditida; Rhabditidae.
AUGACAAAAAGAACGGGGAAAAAAAACAACGGAUCUGAAGCUGCGCACACAAAACCGUGUUUGGACAAGAAUAAGAGGCGGGAAACAGGGAGGCGAUAUCCAUUGCAAACGACGUCCAGACGGCCGACGCCCAAUUAUUCCGCCGACGGCUCUCCGCGCGUUAAGCUGCGCUUCUUGAAUACGCAAUUGACCGCUUUUGGGGGUCGUCGAAAAUUAGACAAGCUGGCAGACGGCUGCUGUGCCAAGUCAUGUUGAAAAUCAGAGGAGGUAGAUUAUAUUGACCUCCAGCUUGCAGUAUCUCACAAACAAGCUAACCAACGACCGGGUUUACGAGAAGUUAUAACUUUCAAGCAUUAAAAGCUCGAAAUAACCUCAAAAGUGACGUCAUUGUCUCGGAACUUCAGAGAAAUUUCUAACAAUUUCUCAAAGAAUUCCUUCUUGGGCCGAAGAAAGAGCCUGAAAGACGCCAUAGGCAUAUCGAGAAAGGGCAUCGCGAUACCCUCUGAGGUAUAGGCUCUGAAGUCUAUCGAUGGUACCUCGAAUGUACCUCUGAGGACCGGAGGGAGACUCUCAAGUACCUCUGAGAUGGCUUAGAUAUUGCUAAAAAGUAUGCUGGAGGUCUCACGACGGACAUAAAAUGGGGUCUUCACGAUCUAUUUUGAGAGGUAUCUUUCUGGACACAUUGUACCCUGCCGAUGGCGCGAAUUUCAUGUUUUCAAAAAAGACUAUUCAAAGGUCGUAAAGGUGGCUCCGAAGAUUAUGCUCUCGAGAAACGAACGUUAGGGAUGACUCUCCACGUUCAAACAACAAAGAAGAGUAAUUUGGAGCUCGGAAACGCGACACCGAACUUGACUCAAUGCGACGUGGCCAGAUGGUCGAAUUCCCGCAAAAACCUUUGCCGCGGAAUACUCCAUUAG